This is a messenger RNA of Lathyrus oleraceus (garden pea), 1248 nucleotides long. RefSeq lists its product as uncharacterized. The record is from RefSeq and is a predicted model, not a curated record. NCBI's taxonomy places the organism in Eukaryota, Viridiplantae, Streptophyta, Magnoliopsida, Fabales, Fabaceae. Bases 1 to 1248 code for a protein of 415 amino acids. The transcript has a single exon. Gene Ontology annotation, biological process: DNA repair; telomere maintenance. Gene Ontology annotation, molecular function: DNA helicase activity.
AUGCUCACACAAUUCUUUGCAUUGAAUCUACGAUAUCCACAAGCAAGAAAGUAUCUAUAUAGAGAGAUUCCAGAGCAUUAUUAUUGGAACAAGCGGGAUAUGGAAUGGCAUCAUAGACGAUCAACAAGAAAAGUUAUCAGGAGAAUCUAUACGAUAUCACCUUUGGAGGGAGAUAAGUUUUACUUGCGACUGUUGUUAUCUCAUGUCACAGAUCCAACUAGUUGGGAAUAUCUUUUUACAAAUAAUGGCAUGACUUUCAGUACAUUCAAAAAAUCAGCCGAGGAUAUGGGAUUUCUAGAUACUGAUCAUAGUAUUCGUGAUUGUUUGGUUGAGGCUACGAGUCUCCGAAUGCCAUAUGCUUUACGAAGGUUAUUCGUGAUGAUUUUAAUAUUUUGUGAACCUACUGAUGUUAGAGGCCUUUGGAAUGAGUUUUUUACACAUAUGGUAAAGGAUUAUCAAACAGCUAACAAUGUUGUGGAAUCAGACUUAACUAAUAUGUUGUUAAAGGACUUGAAUGAACUCCUAAACCUGCACGGUAAAAAGAUUGAAAAUUAUGAUCUCCCAUCUUUACACCCUGAUACAAUAGACAGAGGUGCAGUUCCAAGUAUCAUACAAGAGGAGUUAGCGAUCGAUAUCCCCAAUGAAGAUAUUGAAUCUGUUGCUAAGUUAAAUAAUGAUCAAAUGAUUGCAUUCAACACCAUUAUGAAUGUAAUUAUUCAAAAACACGGUGGGGUAUUUUUUGUUGAUGGUCCAGGAGGAACAGGUAAAACAUUCUUUUAUAGAACAUUAAUGGCAAGUUUAAGAAGUAGAGGAGAAAUUGUCUUAGCAACUGCAUCAUCUGGUAUAGCUGCAACAUUGUUACCUGGUGGUAGGACUGCACACUCUCGAUUUAAGAUACCUAUUGAUAUUCAACUGAGUUCCAUUUGUGGUAUUCAAAAGCAAAAGGAUCUUGCAAAUCUCAUUAGAGUUGCUUCCGCAAUAAUUUGGGUCGAAGCACCAAUGACAAACAAAAAUUAUUUGGAAGCCUUAGAUCGAUCAUUACAAGACAUUUGUAGCAAGAAUGCUCCAUUUGGUGGAAAAAUUCUGAUCAUGGGGGAAGAUUUUCGUCAAGUUCUUCCUGUUGUAAGAAAAGGUACUAAGGCACAAAUGAUUUUAGCGUGUAUUAUUCAGUCUCAUUUAUGGAAUCAUACCAAGAUUUUGCGUUUGCGUCAAAAUAUGCGAUCAUUGCACGAUCAAGAGUUUGCAUAA